This is a messenger RNA of Penicillium nucicola, 2214 nucleotides long. Its product is annotated as putative MFS transporter. Gene Ontology annotation, biological process: transmembrane transport. The record is from RefSeq and is a predicted model, not a curated record. NCBI's taxonomy places the organism in Eukaryota, Fungi, Ascomycota, Eurotiomycetes, Eurotiales, Aspergillaceae. The transcript has 3 exons. Gene Ontology annotation, molecular function: transmembrane transporter activity. Bases 1 to 2214 code for a protein of 737 amino acids.
AUGGUAUCACCCGCAGAAGGCCGCUUAUCGACGGUGGAGGAGAACGUCGCAACAGAUGUGGUCCACCAACAGCCUACCACUUCGCGUUGGAAGCGAUUCUUUGGAGGAAAACCGACAGAAAAUACCGAGUCUGGCGACGAUGUGCCUUAUCGUGCGAAAUCGACACUAGGAAUUCUCAGUGACAAGCAAACUGACGAAGUACCUGGAACGGUCCUUCUCCUAUCAUCGAAUCGCAAUGAACCUUUGGGCAUGAGACAUCAGCCGCAUCGGACCUCAGCAUCCUCGAUUUCGUCUUACCCUCGCUCACGAUCUACUUCUCGAUCCCGCUCCGCGGUGCCAAAGAAGAAAACACCCGAUGGACAGUUCGUCCUUGAUCCGCAGCCAGAUGACUCUGUGAACGACCCUUUGAACUGGCCAGUCUGGCAGAGAGAUGCCGCACUGCUCUCGCUCGGCUUCUACUGCCUGAUGGGAGGCGGUAUGACUCCGAUCUUAGCGGCUGGAUUCAAUGAGGUUGCAGACCAAUACAAUGUCAGUACGCAGCAAGUUGCCUACACUACUGGAUUCUACAUGUUGGGCCUAGGUCUGGGAUCAGUCGUGAUGUCGCCUACUGCGAUUCUCUUUGGAAAACGGCCUGUAUACCUCUUGGGGGCGUCCAUGUUCAUUAUCUCAGCAAUCUGGUGUGCAGCAUCACCGAACUACCCCAGUCUCGUCGUCGCUCGUAUCUUCCAAGGCUUUGCAGUGAGCCCGGUUGAGUGUCUUCCCUCUGCUACCAUCGCCGAGAUUUACUUCUUGCAUGAGAGAGCUUACCGAGUUGGCAUCUACACACUACUACUACUGGGAGGAAAGAAUCUUAUCCCCCUAGUGAGUGCUGCUAUCAUUGGAGGUCUGACCUGGCGCUGGGUAUUCUGGAUUGUCGCGAUCAUCGUAGGCGCAUGUCUGAUACUGCUCUUCUUCUUUGUCCCCGAGACAUUUUGGGACCGCACUCCUCGUCCUCGUCAGCACAAGCACAAGCGCCCACGCCUUGGAGGCCGCAGCGUCUCUGACAUCGUCCAUCAUCCGUUCCGCGGGAGACGCCCGCAUGUUCAAAUACCAGAAGAGUCUACGGAGCCUAUAGAUCACUCUGAUUUGAACCUGUCAACGAAAAGGUCCAAGAAUACGCAUGUUGGAUUUGCAGAUGAUCAAGCGGGAGGUGAAAGCCACGGAACUGACAUCGAAAAGACUGACUUCACCCCUGGUGCUGAAAAUACCACCACUGGCGAUCAAAUCAAUUCCGAACAACCCACUCCUGUCACCGAGAAGACUGGUGAUUUCCUGCAAGUUCCACCUCAUGCUCUUGUACCGGGGGCAAACCCUGAUGACUUGGAGGCAUCUCGUUCACCUGCAAGGACUGAAUCACAAGAGCCUACUGGAACACCUAUCACCGCAACCCUUCAGUACACUAAUCGGCUCCGUGAGCGCCCGAAGAUCCCAUACUCUCAACUCCUCGGAAUAUGGAAUGGAAGAAUAGCACAAGACAGUUGGUUCAGAGUUGCUGUGCGACCAUUCAUUCUGUUCGCCUACCCAUCUGUACUCUGGUCAACAGUAGUCUACGCACUGUCUGUCGGCUGGUUGAUCGUGCUCUCAGAGUCCGUUGCCCAUCUUUACCAGGGCAGAGCGCAUUACAACUUCACUGCACUUCAGACUGGUCUGGUCUACGUCUCGCCCUUCGUUGGCGGUCUCUUGGGAACUGCAGUAGCCGGCAAGGUCUCCGAUAUCAUCACCCGGUAUCUCACCAAACGCAACGGCGGCAUCUACGAGCCCGAGUUCCGUCUUGUCAUGGCAAUUCCCAUCGCUUUGUCUACUGUCAUCGGAUUAAUGGCCUUUGGCUGGAGUGCUGAGAUCAAGGACAAUUGGAUCGUGCCUACUAUCUUCUUCGGACUUAUCUCUUUCGGCUGCUGCUUGGGCAGUACUACCGCCAUUACUUUCUGCGUGGACAGCUAUCGUCAAUAUGCUGGCGAGGCGCUUGUCACAUUGAAUUUCAGCAAGAAUAUUCUCCACGGCCUUAUUUUCUCUCUGUUCAUCGUCGACUGGCUGGAUGCCGAGGGCUCCAAGGAUGUCUUUCUCGUCAUCGGCGGUAUCCAGCUGUUUUUCAUGCUCAUGACGAUUCCAAUGUAUAUCUACGGCAAACGAGCUCGCAUGUGGACAGUGCGCAAGCAGCUCAUGGAACGGUUCUAA